This is a messenger RNA of Ochlerotatus camptorhynchus, 834 nucleotides long. RefSeq lists its product as uncharacterized. Bases 1 to 834 code for a protein of 277 amino acids. The record is from RefSeq and is a predicted model, not a curated record. Lineage: Eukaryota; Metazoa; Arthropoda; Insecta; Diptera; Culicidae. The transcript has 2 exons.
AUGUGCAACGGUAUCGACCCGUCAACAGUACAAACGACACCGCAAGAAGUGCCAUUAAUGAUGACAUUCGCCAACAUCUACCAGUUUCUAGUUUUGGAUCCCAACCCGUUUACUGGUGAACCAAAAGAUUGUGGAAAAGGAAUGGAUGCGAUUUUUUAUUAUAAAAACGGAUGGGUCAAGAGUGUUUCUGGACGAAGAGUGCAAGAUAUAUAUGUGGGGCACGGAGUUGUUCGGCAUUCGUUCGCGCUUAACGAAAAGCCUCUUAAUCCUUGGAUUUUGAUUGAUGAGCAUGGCAAGAUCCUUGCAGCACAUUGCAACUGCGCUAUCGGGCUUCUAGAAGCAUGCAGUCACAUAGGAGCUACCUUAUUUGCCCUUGAAGGAAUUCGAACAUCCGUCCUCGAAAAAAAGUUGUCGGUAACAGAUUUGCCGGCAUACUGGAGAAAACCUCCGGCAAGUAUCAGCGACAACUUAUAUAAAAAGGUGCGUGAUAUUGAUUUUGGCAGGCGCAUACAAAAAAACAUUUUGUCUAUCAAUCCGUUAAGUUGUUACGAAUCCAGAUGUCGAGACCUCUUAAGCGUGCUCCAGGCGGAUGGCUUGAAUGUUACUGCUGCUAGCCUAUACUGCGGUGAAAUUAAUAUGGACUAUUGCUGUGCAAAUUGCUCGUAUGCGACAAAUUUGAGAGAACAGCUGGAUGACUACAACCUUCAGUUACUCCAUGACCCGUUAAACAUGCAAUCGAUUGCUGAAUUGAGAGAACGUGCAUUCGAGUACAUCCAAAACCUUCCGAGUGAUCCGGCAAUGUUGAAACGAAUCGACGACUUAACUGCUGAAUAA